AUGCCCAUGCUCAAAGAUCCCUCGACCAAGUACCGACUUUUCAGGCCCAUCGACUUACCAAAUCGUCAAUGGCCCUCCCAAACCCUCGAUAGACCCCCACGCUGGCUCGCUACAGACCUCAGAGAUGGCAAUCAGUCUUUGGUUGACCCUAUGGGUUCGGAUCAGAAAUGGCGAUACUUCAAGAUGCUAGUGGAACUUGGCUACAAGGAAAUAGAAGUUUCGUUCCCAUCAGCAUCAGAAACAGACUAUGAGUUCACACGUCGCCUGGUGGAUACCCCGGACGUCGUACCGGAUGAUGUAGCUCUACAAGUUCUCAGUCCUUGCCGGGAAGAUCUCAUAAAACGGACCGUCGAAUCUGUCGAGGGUACAAAAACCGCCAUCCUCCAUCUUUAUCUUGCUACCUCGCCAUGUUUUCAGCAGAUAGUCCUGAAUCAUUCCGAGCAGGAUGGCAUCGCUUUGGCUGUUGCGUGUACCAAAUACGCACGUUCGAUAACGAAAGACAAUCCAUCUUCCAAAACUCACUGGCAAUAUGAAUUUUCCCCUGAAACUUUUUCUGAUUCGAACCUCGAUUUUGUUGUGCAGAUUUGCGAAGCUGUUCGAGCCGCGUGGGAACCUUCCGAAUCUAAUCCCAUCAUCUUCAAUCUUCCAGCGACUGUCGAAAUGUCUACUCCAAAUGUCUACGCAGACCAGAUUGAAUAUUUUUGCCGACACAUAACAGAAAGAAAUAAGAUUUGCGUAUCCCUGCAUGCGCAUAAUGACCGUGGCUGUGCUGUUGCAGCUUCUGAACUUGGACAGAUGGCUGGCGCAAAUCGAGUAGAAGGAACUCUUUUUGGUAACGGCGAAAGAACUGGAAAUGUCGAUCUUGUAACUCUGGCUUUGAACCUUUAUUCUCAGGGAAUCCACCCAAAAGUUGAUUUUUCUGACAUUGACUCAGUCAUUGAUGUUGUGGAAGAGAGCAACAACAUACCGGUUAACCCACGUGCUCCGUAUGGAGGAUCGCUCGUCCAGUGCGCUUUUAGUGGCUCACACCAAGACGCGAUUAAGAAAGGGUUCCAAGCGCGAGAAGGGCUUAAGGACGGAGAUCCAUGGCUGAUACCGUACCUCCCCCUCGACCCUCAGGACAUUGGCCGUACAUACGAAGCUGUCAUUCGUGUCAAUUCGCAAAGUGGGAAAGGCGGUGUUGCAUGGAUCAUCCAGAGACUCAUGGAACUCGACCUUCCCCGUGGUCUCCAAAUUGCCUUUUCGAAAGUCGUUCAACAAAGAGCCGACGCCGUUGGGCGAGAAUUGCUGGCUAAGGAAAUUCAAACGCUAUUCCAAGAUACUUACCAUCUCAAGGGCGCCCCUCGCUUCACUCUUGUCGACUACAGCAUUGCACCUGAACGCUCCGUACCGUUCGUCCCAGAAGAAGGCCGCAGUCAGAACACGCAAAACUCGAUGAGAAGAUUCGAAGGUGUGGUGGACUGGGACCGAAAGGAGCACAGGAUCACAGGCCUUGGAAACGGGGCGCUUUCUUCUCUAGCGGACGCCAUGCACAUGCUCGGAAUCGAUCUGGAUGUUGUAAAUUAUAACGAGCAUGCCAUCGGUAAAAAUAAGAACGUCCAGGCGGCCACAUAUAUUGAGUGCACGGCAGCUGGCAGUAAGGAACGGGUGUGGGGUGUGGGCAUACACGACGAUGUGUUUCAGGCUAGUUUGAAUGCUUUCCUUUCUGCAGCUUCAUCGUUCAUGGACAGUCGACCAAACGGGCCUUUAUGCGCUUCCUGCACACGCAGAGCCAGAACAGGCAGCCCAAAUCCUUUCCUCCCAACAACAACGCAAGCAAUCAAACCCUUUGCAUCCACCACCACCACGCCCCUACUCAAAUUCCAAUCCCCAACCCUACAACCUUCCUCAAUCGCAACCACAAUACCAAAGCAAACCUCCUCCACCACUUCCCAAACCAGCCCAGCAACUGCAAACACAACCUCCGCCCCGCCUCUCCCCGAACAAUUCCUACAACAACACCCAAUUCAACCAAAACGCCGCAUCAACCCCCCACCCCAAAAUUACGGCUUCGGUCCUCCUCCACAAUCUCACCAUGGACGUCCACCACCUCCGUCUCGACCGCCUGGAACCCCCGCCCCUGGCGGUAGCAGCGCCGACGCGUCGCUUUUUCCGCUUUUCAAGGCAGUCGAUACCGCGGGGGUAGGUCAGUUGACGGAGAGGGAGCUGGGGAAGGCUCUGGUCAAUGGGGAUUUUACGAGUUUUGAUCCGCAUACGGUUAAGAUGAUGAUACGAAUGUUUGAUGCGGAUAAGGAUGGCAGUAUAAGUUUUGAGGAGUUCUGCGGCCUCUGGGGUUUCCUCGCUGCGUGGCGCGCCCUUUUCGAUCGCUUUGAUGAGGACGAUAGCGGCUACAUAUCUUUCGAUGAGUACUCGAAAGCGCUGGUUGCCUUUGGCUACAGGCUUUCUUCCGCCUUUGUCAAUCUACUGUACACGACGUAUGCCAGAAGCGGUGAAGAUCGCAUGAGCUUCGAUUUGUUUGUGCAGAGUUGCAUAAUACUGAAGAGGAUGACGGACGUGUUCAAGCGUUACGAUGAUGAUAGAGACGGGUAUAUCACGUUGAGUUUUGAGGAAUUUCUAACCGACGCCAUGACCUUCGCCGCCAUCCUCUCCUGCCUGUCCCUCGCCACACUAGCCUCCUCGACUCCGCUCCAGCUCCUCAACCCCCAGAUCCUCGCCACCACUUCCCUCGAUCCAACCGUCUCAUCGCUCAAUCUCACCAACACCAGCCUCACGGCAAGCACCAACUGCUUCAUCCAACCGCACCACGCCGGCGCCCCCACCCUCCUCGAAACCAACUACCCCGACUGCCUCGUCGCCGUCACAUUGCUGCCCGCGGACAAAGCAGCCACGACGCCCUACACCUUCAGCCGCAGGCCGGACGCCGAGGUGCGCCUUCCUUACGCGAAAUCGUUCCGGACCUGCAAGAUCAUCAUCGACAUCAUGGACGAGUUUGAGACGGAGAGAUUGAGGUGGCGGGACAUCAGUGACACGUUGGAGGCCCCCAGAGGGGUUUUGAGGAAGUGUCUUGGGCAGAGCCCGUUGCCGCCGUUGGGGGGCAGGACGUCGGUGGGGGGUAUGGGUGCCAUGCAAGCGAUUGUUGUUGGGCAGGCGUGGAAGCCUGGUGCUGUGGUUUGA
This is a messenger RNA of Letharia columbiana, 3174 nucleotides long. RefSeq lists its product as uncharacterized. The record is from RefSeq and is a predicted model, not a curated record. The transcript is spliced from 11 exons. Gene Ontology annotation, cellular component: mitochondrion. Bases 1 to 3174 code for a protein of 1057 amino acids. Gene Ontology annotation, biological process: L-leucine biosynthetic process. Gene Ontology annotation, molecular function: calcium ion binding; 2-isopropylmalate synthase activity. NCBI's taxonomy places the organism in Eukaryota, Fungi, Ascomycota, Lecanoromycetes, Lecanorales, Parmeliaceae.